Messenger RNA from Octopus sinensis (East Asian common octopus), 3440 nucleotides. RefSeq lists its product as uncharacterized. Bases 83 to 2446 code for a protein of 787 amino acids. Gene Ontology annotation, cellular component: nucleus. Lineage: Eukaryota; Metazoa; Mollusca; Cephalopoda; Octopoda; Octopodidae. The record is from RefSeq and is a predicted model, not a curated record. The transcript has 3 exons.
GAAGGGCUUGUUGUGACGUCAUAAAUGUAUGAGAUCGUAGAUGGCGGGAAGUUGGACAGAAGUAUAACCAUUAUCGUUCAACAUGACAUCACCUGGACGUCCAAAUCGAAAGGGGAAAAAGAAAAAGAGUCAAGAUGAUACAUUUCAAUAUUCUGAUAUGUGUUUAUUUUGUGAAACAACAGAUGACAACGAAGAAAUUUUCGGGCGUAAAGUACAAAAAUGUAGAAUGACAGUCCAUUAUUUCUGUAUGCUUUUUUCAAGUGGGCUUUCACAGAAAGGUAAAACAGAAGAAGACGGGAUCUUCGGGUUUCUCCCGGGAGAUAUCUGGAAAGAAAAAUCCAGAGGUUCACGUCUUAAAUGUACGUUCUGCCGCCGAAAUGGAGCUACGAUAGGUUGUGUUGUGAAAAACUGUCGUAAAGUCUUCCAUUUUGGAUGUGGCCAAAAAGCUGGUGCUUUGAACCAAUAUUUUGACUCUUAUAGUUCAUUCUGCCCUAGCCACAGACCUCGACAAGCAUGCCAAGUGAGUGACCGCCUAUCCUUCUUUGGAACUGCCAACAGUAUGUGUGUAAUCUGCAUGAAUGCUGUAGAAGCUCGUGCCUCCAAUGACACACUGCGAGCACCAUGCUGUAAGAACACCUGGUUCCAUCGUACAUGUAUCCAACGUCAAGCAUUAGCUGCUGGAUUACACUUCUUCAAAUGCCCUCUCUGUUGUAAUAAAGAACUAUUUCAGGCAGAGAUGUUACAAAUUGGAAUCUAUAUUCCUGAGCAAGAUGCCGCUUGGGAAAUGGAGCCCCAUGCCUACCAAGAGCUGCUGGAGCCAUACACUCAUUGUGACCUUGAUGUUUGUUUGUGUCCACGGGGUCGAAAGUACAACAAAGAUGACAGCAAAUGGGAAAUUAUCGUGUGCCAUUGGUGUGGUUCUCAAGGAUGCCAUGUAGGCUGUAUCUCAAACAAGUCCCUCUCUCGGCCCACCCGAUGGUCAUGUCCUCCUUGUGAGGCUAUAGACUGUGAACUGCGGAAAGAACGUAAAAAAAAAAAAUGUUCACCAAAACAAGCUGACUAUUCUGUAGACAUGCCAGGAAGCAAGUCAAACCAAAAACUAUGUCCAAGUGAAUGUGUAAGCCGUAAGCUGCCUGUAAAACGUUCAACCACUCUAAAUAGUAACACAGAUGUCAGAGAUGAUAAUAGUGACAGUCAGACUGCUAAUAAUAAUAAUAACAAUAACAAUAAUGCCAUCUCUCCAGUAACUUAUAGAAAACCUGGAGUAAGAAUUAGUCGGCGAAAUUUUUGGAAACGAGGUAUGUUUAAACGGAACAAGAAGAAAAAGCCUGCUACUCUUACACUGGCUGAAGCAUUACAAUCUGGCACUGUGUCUAACUGCAAUAAUCCUCAAAUUUCUACUCCAGGAAGCCCUGUAGCAACUUGUUCAGGUGUAAUAAACAAAGAAUGUGAAGGUGGAUCUUCAUUGCAACAUUCAAACUCUUCAUUAGACCUCACUCCAAAAUUUAAAAAAGCAUUCCAGAAACACAGAAAACAAAAAAAUUCUGAAGCUGAUGUGCUUGUUGACAUCAAAAACCAGACAAAGCUCUGUGUUAAUAAUUCUAAAUGUGCUAAAAGUGGUUUGGAAAAGAACUCCAAAUCCCAAAUAAAUGUUCCCUAUGUUCUGCGUAGGCGUGGUAAGGCUGUUGCAUCUUCGGCUUCACCAUCCAAACACCAGAAUCGCAGAAGACUGCGUUCUGACAUGAAAAGUGACCUUGCUGGACCAUGGACUGUGCCAAGGAAAACCUGUGAAAAUGUUCCCCAUAAGAGAACUAAGCUUGUUGACUUAACUAUGAAUAGCGGCAAUAUGGUUGAAAUUGAUUUAACAACGAGCCCGUCCAGUAGCUAUCUUGAUAUAAGUAGAGAAACUGGUCAAAUAUCUGACAUCUCAGAGGAGAUGGUUGGUAACUCUGCAAUGUCACUGAUUUCCAAAGCUAAACAAAGCCGUAAUUAUUUCAACAAAGAAAACUCUAAUGUUGAUCCUUUAGUUAGCUGUGACUGUAAUGACUGUUCAUGUUUUGUACUGAUUUCUGAUGAUGAUGAUGAUGAUUUCAUUCAGAUACCAGUAGUCUUAAGUGAUUCAGAAGAAGGAACUGUCUUUGACAAUCUGCAAGAUGAGAAGUGUGAUGUUGCUUCAUGUGACUGCAAGUCUGUUAAUUGGGAGUAUAAUAAACUCAAACUGUCCAUCGAAAAAGAAUCAUUUUCAGGAAAUUCUGAUAGUCAAAAUCUCAUUUCCAGUUGUUACCAAAAGCAACUAGUACAAGAAGCUUCUUGCUCGUCAUCAUCAUCUCUUUCCAGCAGUUUUUCAUCCAUCAUCACCCUAAGCACUUCUGAGACUGAACUUGGCAAAGGUUGUGGAGAACUAGAUAGUAACUCUUGUGCUUUCGAAUCCAACACAGUUUUCUAAAUCGAAACAAAUAAGACAUUUGUAUUUGUGUCCACUAACAUUUACAUAUCACCAAAACAAUAAAGCAAAGUAUCAUCAGGCCUGGGUCGUAUCUGCAUUUGCAGCAUAUCCUUUUUGUAUCAGUCAGGUGUAUUUGAGCAGCAAUUCCAUUUGUCUUUCCUCGACAUUCAUAACUAGUAUCAUUUUUAUAAAACUUUUUUUUUUAAUUCCUUUAUUUUGACACUAUAAAUCAAAGAAUUUUUAUCCUUUUGAAGAUGAUCUUUUAUAUGCCUUUUCCCGAGAGUACCAAAUGUAGGGUAAAUCAACUUUAGCCUUGCACUUGCCCCACCUCUUUAUCUUUGGUAAUUCAAUAUUGAUGCAGUUACUAUGCAAGCUUGCUUCUUAAAUGUAAACUGCAUUAUAUAUUAUUUCAAUCAAACAAAGGAAAUCAAGUUGAUUAAAUUACAAUUUUACAAGUUACUUAAACUUAUUUACAUUUUUCUUGUAUAAUGUCACUAAAUAUUGGAAGACAUGCCUUAAGUUGUAUAAAUAAAAGAGAAACCUAUUUUGAAGCUUUUUGAACAAAAUUUCAUCCUGUCAAACCAUCCAUUUGUGACAUUUAUGGAACAUAAAGAAAUGUAAAAGGAAAGUGUAAAAUGGAAGAUUUACUUGCGUUUUAAACAUUUUAUGGCUCUUAAGAAUACGUCUGCUUCUCAUCUCAAUAAGAUGUUGGAGAGCAGAAUAGAGAAAAAGUGUAUUUAGUUAGAUAGAAAUCAUUUGUCACCAGCAACCAUAGUAGACGAAGAGAGACAACUACUUUAUGUGGUUAGGGCAUGAUUGUUCUUUCAAAUAGUUGCUUUCACAGUCUUAGUAUCAGUAACAUUUUCUAUUUCAUGUAAUAACCCUUAUUAUGAGAUAAAUCAUGAAAUUGAAUUAUAGUAGGAAAAUUAAAGGGAUUUAUUAAAAGAAAAAAAAAAAGCUGCUAGUAUAUAGUCAACUUGCUUUAUCUUUUGAA